GGAGAUUGUCACGAGCAAAGAGCCCUCAUUCAAUUGAACUCUCUUAAACCAACAAGACAUGGAAGAAGAGAAGCGCAUUAAAGAGAUAUUGAAUGAAGGUGUUAAAGUGUUCGAUUGGGCAAGAUGGGUAUCUACAGGAAUCGGUGUCUGGCCUCUCGCUUUAAAUAAUUACCUUUUUAAUAUAGCUUUUUUAUACUUUACAAUAGUUAUGAUUUUUGAAUACAUUGAUCUGUAUAUAUAUAUUUACGACCUCAAGGCUGUUAUGGAAAAUCUAUCGGAAAAUAUUGCAUUUACAAUUGUUUAUAUGUAUACAUUUUUAAUACGGGUGAAUAUUGAAAAAUUCGCUAAAAUAUUUAAACAAGUUUUGAUGGAUUACAAUAGUGCAAGUGCGUUCAAAAAUUUAGAAGAAGUUAAAGUAUUUAUGAUGUAUACUAAUAAUGCUAAAAUAUUUACCAAGUCUAUUAUUAUUUCGAUUGCGAUGUCAGAAUUUCUGUGGUACAUUCAACCAUUAACUACAUCAACUAAAUCAAAUAAUUCUGCCAAUGCUCUAGCUAUUGAUAAUGAAAUGGCAACUUUCAGUCUACCAUAUCACAUUUACGUUUUCUAUGAAAUUAAUUCUUUAAAAAAUUACGUGAUUUCUUAUGUCUCACUGAGUCUGUUUGCGGUUAUCAACGCUUUGGGUAUCAUGAGUCUCAAUAUAUUUUUAAUAAUUCUUGUUUUCCAUGUAAGCGGCAGACUGGCUGUCUUGGCUAUAAGAAUUGAUGACUUACAAAAGAACAUUAGUAAGCCACGAGAUGAAUUUGUUGAAAUUAUUACUGAGCAUAUCAAAGUAUUGAAACUGGGAAAUGACAUCGCAGAUGUAUUUUCUACACCAUUGCUAGUAUAUUUUUUAUUAACUAAUUUAUUGUUAUGUAUUUUGGGAUAUGAAAUAUUACUUAAUAUUAUGUCGGGUUUGAAUUCAGAUAUUAUGCAGUUUAUUGUACUAUUGUCUACUGUUUAUCUCAUGUUGUUUGUUAUUUGUAUGAAUAGCGAAAAUCUUGCUAGCGAGAGUAAUAAUGUUUGCCGAGCAUUUUAUAAUUGUAAUUGGCACAAUUUGCCGAAGAAUAACGUAAAAGAUAUUAUUUAUUGUUUGGUAAGGUCGCAAAAACCGAUAUUUCUGAAGGCUGGUAAAUUUUCUACUUUUAGUUACAGCACAUUUGCGGAUGGUAAUAAAGUCAGUCAAGCAUUUUACAAUUGCAGUGGAUACAAUUUACCAAAAGACUGUGUAAAAAAUAUUACUUAUUGUUUAGUUCGCUCACAAAAACCUAUUGCGAUAAAGGCGGGAAAAUUUUCAACUUUUAGUUACGGUACAUUGACUGAUAUGAAAGAGCUACUGAAUGAGGGUGUCAAAGUGUUUGAUUGGGCAAGAUGGAUAUCUGUGGGAAUCGGUGUCUGGCCUCUCACUCUAAAUAAUUAUAUUUUUAAUAUAGCUUUUUUUUACUCUACAGUUGUUUUGAUUUUUGAAUUUAUUGACCUCUUUGUACAUAUUUACGAUUUUGCGGCCGUUGUGGACAAUCUAUCGGAAAGUCUAGCUAUUACCAUCGACUAUUCCUACACCUUUUCACUACGAUUUUAUAACAAAAAAUUGGCUCAAGUAUUGAAAGAAGCUUUGAUGGAUUACAAUAGUGCAAGUGCAUUCAAAAAUUUAAAAGAAGUUGAAGUAUUUAUUACUUAUACUAAUACUGCAAAAUUUUUCGCCAAGUACAUUAUUAUAUUCAUUGCGCUAACGGAAAUUGUUUGGUUGGUACAGCCGUUGCUGACAUUUUUUAUGUUUGAUAGCACGAUAUCUAGUGACAAUGAAACGACGUCAUUUAUUUUACCAUAUCGCUUUCAUGUAUUUUAUGAAAUAAAUGAUAUUCCAAUGUAUUUAUUAACAUAUUUUUGGCAAGCUCCAAAUGCUGCUGUUAAUGGUUUCGGUAUCAGUAGUAUUAAUGUAUUUUUGUUAAUCCUUGUUUUCCAUGUAAGUGGAAGGUUGGCUAUUUUGGCUUUAAGAAUUGAUGAAUUUGAAUUCAAAAAAAUAAAUCCCCGGGAUGAACUUGUUGGGAUUAUUGUUGAACACAUCAAAAUUAUGAAGUUGGGAGAUGAAGUUUCUGACAUAUUUGCUACACCAUUAUUGAUAUUUUUUGUUUUGACAAAUUUACUUUUGUGUAUUAGUCUGUAUCAAAUACUACUUAAUUUUGUAACGGGAUUGAAUUCGGAAGUUUUUCAAUAUAUUAUACUUGUUAUAACAGUUUAUCUCAUGUUAUAUGUUAUCUGCAUGAAUGGUGAACUUCUUUUACUUGAGGGUAAUAAAGUCAGUCAAGCAUUUUACAAUUGCAGUGGAUACGAUUUACCAAUAGACUGUGUAAAAAAUAUUAUUCAUUGUUUAGUUCGGUCACAAAAACCUAUUGCGAUAAAGGCGGGAAAAUUUUCAACUUUUAGUUACGGUACAUUGACUGAUAUUACAAAGACGGCCAUGGGAUACUUAUCUAUUUUAAGAAAAUUAUUAAUGAAUCAAUAAUAUUUGAAAUUAAUUAAAUUUAUUACUACAUAUAGUAGUUUAAAUACAAUUAUUCAAAUAUGUUAUUAUAUAGAUAUUUAUAUUUAAGAGUUAUAUGUACGUAAGUUUGAUAGAUAAAAUUGUAAAAAUGAAAAGAGAAAAAUUAUUAAAA
Microplitis mediator is the source of this 2690-nucleotide messenger RNA. RefSeq lists its product as uncharacterized. Gene Ontology annotation, biological process: detection of chemical stimulus involved in sensory perception of smell; sensory perception of smell. Gene Ontology annotation, cellular component: plasma membrane. Bases 59 to 2539 code for a protein of 826 amino acids. Gene Ontology annotation, molecular function: olfactory receptor activity; odorant binding. NCBI's taxonomy places the organism in Eukaryota, Metazoa, Arthropoda, Insecta, Hymenoptera, Braconidae. The record is from RefSeq and is a predicted model, not a curated record. The transcript has 13 exons.